Drosophila innubila is the source of this 1308-nucleotide messenger RNA. RefSeq lists its product as uncharacterized. NCBI's taxonomy places the organism in Eukaryota, Metazoa, Arthropoda, Insecta, Diptera, Drosophilidae. The transcript is spliced from 2 exons. The record is from RefSeq and is a predicted model, not a curated record. The annotation marks the transcript as partial.
AUGGCCUUUAACUCUCAGCUGAUCCUGGGCCAGGCAGAGCCGGAAGCACAGCAGCUGCAGGUACCGCGGCCUCGGGGUCGUAUACGUAUUGCUGACAUGCAAUUGCCCCAACCACCGCCACCGCCACCGCCAGGGCCUAUGUCCGGUCAUGGGCCAUUAAACUGGCCCAAUUAUGUCGCAGUUGCUCCUCCUCCCGCCACCUCCACGAUUCACACACAUAUUCCCCUGCUGCGUGAACAGAUCGGAGGAAGUAGCACUACAAAUUUGCCCCUGCCCAGUGAGGGACGCAUUCAGGAGGCUGUGGUGUAUGGUAACUGGAAACCAGAGCAUCCGCUCAAGCCCAAUGAAGAUGAGGUGCAGCCCAAGGAACGCGUCUAUGGACGCCUGGAGGCCAUGUUAAUGGGCAUGCCGGCAGAUGCUAUUGAUGGACGUGAGGAGUCCAGCGAGGAGCUGGAACCGCAACUGGAGCAACGCACCGCCUCCGGAGGCUAUCAUAAUCCCUACGCCCGUCGCGACAGUUUCGAGCGGGCACAGGAAUCGCGAGGUCGCUGGCGGGCUCACCAACUACAAUCCCAGUCACAGCCGCUGCCCGAGUUUAAUCCUCAGCCUCAGCUCCAGGCACCAAUUGAGGUGGUGCGCAUGAAUGCAACGGAUCCUUUGCUGCGGGCGAUGGCCAAACAGAUCAAUGAAUCGAUUGAAUCGACCACAGCACGUCGACAAUCCACACAAACCACGGAGGACAACUGGAUGCCACUGCCUAAUCCGUAUCCCACGCACAGUUAUGAGAGCACACAACCGGUUUUGGGUCCGGGUCCGGGUCCAGUGUCAAGAGAGAGGAGUGCAGAAGCCUCCACAUCUAGUCCCAUUUUAGUCACAGAGUCUACAACAAUUGCACUCAAUUGGCCAACUGACUUUCUGGAAGCCACCUCGAGCAGCACGGAGCGUAUUUACACUGAUCCUGGCAGCAGCAUCGAUCGCAUCGAUCACAUCGACAGCAUCGAUCGCAUUGACGACGAUCAGAGCGAGGAUUACAAAUACUACGAGGAUAGUCUGAGCUCCGCCCAAAUGCACAGUGAGCUGAGUGUGCCGGAGUCCUUGAUUCCCCAACUGCCGCUCAACAUAACGCGCGUGGGAAUUCCCUACGAGGAGCGCAAUUCCGCCGAGGAGCCAACCAUUUGUGUACCUCUAACAGUGACUGAGACCGCCUCGGAGAGUGCCACCCCUCUGCUGGUAGAGGUGGAGCGUGUCUAUUGCUUUCCACUCCCCAAGGUAGAGAUCAGAACGGGCAACAUCAGACAGCAGCAGCAG